GCAGGCAGAGAAGUAUCCCACUCGAACCGCAGUUUUACAGCCAGUCUAAUGCCAAGAACCGUCCCGAUCUAUGUGAACCUCGAGAUCCUGCGACACGGUACCUGUAUCGAAGACCAGCUGAUCAGGAUGUCUCCUCUAGAGUGUCCCUGUGGAGUUCGCUUCGCCACGCUUGAUGCUUCCCUUCCCUUUCCUCCCGUCUGAGGAAACAGCGGAUGGAACAGCAACAGUUAUGCCGAACUAUGUGAGGUCGGGAAGAGGUUUGGAUGGGAUGGGAUGGGACUCACAGGAGUAGAAGGAUGGGAGCUCGAGGAGUCGAGGGGUGUGAAACAGACACAUGUUCGCGGCUCGUCCUUCGUCCUUUCGCGGCUGGCUUCUGAGAGCGCGUCGGUUCGGCGCCGCGGCUACUCUGUUUCCCGGGUCGGAGAACAGAUGCCGCCGGUGUUUGAUUCUGACUUGCCCUUUUCAAAUCACUAAUAAGUAUCCCCGAAUGCCAAGACCGCGGCUCCUCGUGAACUUGCAUGAGAGUCCUCAGCUCGUGAUGAGAAGUCUGAGUCUGGACUGUACACUGCGUUAUCAAGGCGAGGGUUCCAGACCUCAAGCAGAAUCUUUGGACCACCGGCAGUCUGGGCCCUUCGAACCCAGGAGAAUGGUUAACAGACGCAAUGACUCCCGUCCUGCAGCCUUAACGGGCCCUUUCAAGCGACUCUCACCUGAAAUGCACUGUCGCUCACGCACUCUAGAAAAGAAAGGAAAGAUAAGAGAAGUGUGGGAAAAACGUGCUUCCUCAGAGGGAGCCGAUUGGAUUGGAGCUAGAGUUAGACGCAGUGUGUCUUGGAUUAAGCGAGAUGGUCGAAGUUCUAGCUAUGGGAAAGACAAGUAACUUGUUAUGGCUUGUGGCUGAUGAGUGG
Messenger RNA from Colletotrichum phormii, 908 nucleotides. RefSeq lists its product as uncharacterized. NCBI's taxonomy places the organism in Eukaryota, Fungi, Ascomycota, Sordariomycetes, Glomerellales, Glomerellaceae. The transcript has a single exon. The record is from RefSeq and is a predicted model, not a curated record. The coding region runs from base 335 to 880 and encodes 181 amino acids.